GAACGCUAAAAUACGCCGUUUGUACAAGUAAACACCAUUCACUCUCUCUCUCUCUCUAUCUCUUUUUUCUCUCUCUCACUAAAAAUGGGUUGCUGUGGUGAUGAAGACGAGGAUGAUAUUCUCAAACACCUAAACCCCAGCAUUUCCACCGAAUCCCUAACCCCCAACCUUCACCACUCCUCCUCUUCCGAUUCUGACGUCUCCGGCGACGUCAUAUCUCCGAUGAACUCACACUUCUCGGGGCUUACUUGCCGCGACACCCUCCGCAUCAUCUUCGAGAAGCUGCCGAUUCCGGACCUGGCUCGGGCGAGCUGCGUCUGUCGAACAUGGAGCUCGGUGGCCUCCGAUAGAGAUAUCCUCACCAAAGCUUUCAAAGCCCCUUGGAAAUUGAAGGAAGUCAUCGGAGAACCUCUCUCUGGAAGCUUUUGGCGGGACAACACUAUUGGAAAGUUCGCGAUUUCGCAUCGGAUCGUGCGCGGUGAUACCGUAGCUAGGCUCGCCGUCAAGUACUCCGUUCAGGUUAUGGACAUAAAGCGAUUGAACAAUAUGAUGAGCGAGCACGGAAUAUACUCGAGGGAGAGGCUGUUGAUCCCCAUUAGCAAUCCAGAGAUUCUGAUAGGGGGUAUCUGCUAUGUGGAGCUGGAUACUUAUGCGAAGAGGGAAGUGGCGGUGUUGUAUCUGGAUGGCAGUGGACCGGACCUCAAGACGACGUCGUCUAUGAUUCGCCGGACGACCUCCGACCUAGGCAUGAAAAGGAUCAUUCAUUCCUUGAAGAGAAGCAUGCAUGUCGAUGAUGGAACUGCUCAGUACUACUUGUCGAUUUCCAAUGGCGACCCUCGAGCUGCAUUAUCAGAAUUCUCAGAGGACCUUAGAUGGGAGAAGCAGGUGGGUUUGCCUUAGAAACGCCAUUGAUGGGUGAAGAUGGAGGAGGUCGACCAAGAGAGAGAUGAAGUGAGAUAUCGCGCAAUGGGCGAUCAAAUGGUGCAAAGUUGACAUGGAGAGGAUGGGUACGGUUGGUGGCUAUUCCAUCAUUUGUUUGAUGAUUGUUAUCAAAUCUAUAAUCGUGAAAGCGUUGUAAAUUAAAACAAACAAACUUGUGAUUUGAUUUCUGUUUAUUAAAUGGAAAGGUUAAAAUUUUAAUCCAA
Messenger RNA from Ziziphus jujuba (common jujube), 1145 nucleotides. RefSeq names its product F-box protein At1g55000. Lineage: Eukaryota; Viridiplantae; Streptophyta; Magnoliopsida; Rosales; Rhamnaceae. The transcript has 2 exons. The coding region runs from base 85 to 900 and encodes 271 amino acids. Gene Ontology annotation, molecular function: protein binding. The record is from RefSeq and is a predicted model, not a curated record.